Molecule: messenger RNA, 968 nt
Organism: Plasmodium gonderi
Lineage: Eukaryota; Apicomplexa; Aconoidasida; Haemosporida; Plasmodiidae
Product: variable surface protein
Exons: 3
Source: RefSeq, a predicted model, not a curated record
AUGAGUGCAACUUCUGAGUUUAGUUUUAAGGAUAUAUUACCCAAAUGUAGAGAUGACUUUAAUAGAUUUGGCAUGAAUCAAAGGAAGGAGCCAUAUUUUACUCAAUAUUCAAAGUACUGUAAUGAAUUUCGUAAGAAUAUAAAUUAUACUACGGGACGGCAAAUGAAUUUUGAUAUAUCAUGUAAAGAUGUCCUUUUUUAUUUAAAUUAUAUAGAUAAUAAUACAUCAAAAACAAAAAUUCAUCUAGAACAAAGUUGUAAAUAUUUCUUUUACAAGUUGAAAGACCUAGUGAAAUCAUAUGGUGGUUCUUGCGGAAAAACUGAAAGUUGUUAUAAAAAAAUUAGAGAAAAGAAUUCGAAAAUAACUUAUACAGUAGAUAUACCUGAUACAUGCCUAGAAUAUGCUAAUAAUUAUAAUAUCAAUGACGACAUAUAUACUACAUUUCAAAAUUUAGAGAAACUAUAUGAUAUUCAUGGGAAAUUUGAAAAACUCCAGGAGGAUUGCAAUUCCUUCCUUAGAACCUUUAAUGAGUAUGAUAGAAUUUUUACAGAAUGUAAAAAAUGGGACAAUAAUGAGAGUAUUAAGAAUGAAUUGGGAAAAUUUUAUGAUGAAUAUAAUAAAUAUCAUAAGAAAAAUAUUGAGUGUAAAGCUACUCGUGAAGCAUUACAUUCAUCAACAGAGGCAGCUCCAGUGACAGAUGUAGGGACAGAUUUAGUGGAAGCUCCAGUAUCAAAUGCAGUAACGGAUGUAUGGAUAGAUAAAGGAACAGGUAUGGGUGUUUUCACGGUUCUGCUUUUAAUAAUUAUGUUCAUACUGUAUAAGUAUACUAUUUUUGGUUCAUUUUUACAAUCAUUAGUAAGAAUGUUAAGGAAAACGAUUUUCAAAAAAAAUAGCUAUCAUUAUAACUUAACGGAUUCAUUCGAUAGAACAUAUAAUUAUUCCAAUGAAAAUAAUUAUCGAAUAGCAUA